AUGGCAAAAAGAAAGCAGGAGGCUACAAGUUCUAAAGAUGGUGACCAGAAAGAGGCUGAUGAAGUUCCUGGAGCAUCCACAGAUUGGGUAUUGGACAAUAACAGGCGAGGUUCUGGCUAUCAGUGCUUGACAGGGGAGCGAUCAAGGAUUGAUGGUGUUGUGGAGUUAACGUUCGAGAUUCCAGCUGGCUCCUCCGCCCAAGGCGAGGGCGACCAGUUGGAGAGACGCAAUUCAAGCGCUUCUGAGGAGUCGCAGUCAAAAGGAUGGUUUGGUAUCAGAGGUGGCAACUUGCGUCUUUCAACCGUGGUGCAUCAACUUGAUGGUUGGUGUCUUCCAACUUUCAACAAUUCUUUCUGCUCGGGAACAGGGUAG
Durusdinium trenchii is the source of this 372-nucleotide messenger RNA. The record is from the annotation of a GenBank genome assembly. Lineage: Eukaryota; Dinophyceae; Suessiales; Symbiodiniaceae.